CUUCACGGCGGAGUGUGAGCGGGAGAAGCGCGUCUGGAUGGAGGCGCUGCAGGACGCCAUCGCCGAGACGUUGUCGGACUACGAGGUGGCGGAGAAGAUCUGGUCGAACCGCUCCAACAGGACGUGUGCCGACUGCCGGGCGCUGAACCCGGACUGGGCCUCCAUCAACCUGAGUGUCGUCAUCUGCAAGAACUGCGCCGGGCAGCACAGAGGUCUGGGAACGAUGGUGUCAAAGGUUCAGAGUCUGAAGCUGGACACGAGCGUGUGGAGCAACGAGAUCGUCCAGGUGAGUUCAGCUCGGAGG
This is a messenger RNA of Notothenia coriiceps (black rockcod), 304 nucleotides long. RefSeq names its product arf-GAP with Rho-GAP domain, ANK repeat and PH domain-containing protein 3-like. The annotation marks the transcript as partial. Gene Ontology annotation, molecular function: GTPase activator activity; phosphatidylinositol-3,4,5-trisphosphate binding. Gene Ontology annotation, cellular component: cytoplasm. The transcript is spliced from 2 exons. The record is from RefSeq and is a predicted model, not a curated record. NCBI's taxonomy places the organism in Eukaryota, Metazoa, Chordata, Actinopteri, Perciformes, Nototheniidae.